Pectinophora gossypiella (pink bollworm) is the source of this 1862-nucleotide messenger RNA. RefSeq lists its product as uncharacterized. The transcript has a single exon. Lineage: Eukaryota; Metazoa; Arthropoda; Insecta; Lepidoptera; Gelechiidae. Bases 390 to 1061 code for a protein of 223 amino acids. The record is from RefSeq and is a predicted model, not a curated record.
UCGCUUGUGGCUACUGCCAACGCCGGUCGUGUACUCAGUGCUGUUAGAAAUAAAGAACUACCCUCAUCAUGAGCAAAUGUGGCGUGUGCUUCAAAGCUGUUACAAAAAGAUCUCCAGCGAUCACCUGCAGUCGAUGCGAAGCUGUUGUUCAUGAAAGAGCCGAAUGCAGUGGGCUGAACAAUAAACAAUGAGCUGCUCUUCGAGCGGCUGAGACCCUUGAAUGGGUCUGUAACGACUGUCGGCUCUCCUCCACCCGAAGAACUUCAUUUGUGUCGGCUGCGGAAGACGAGGAUGAUGAAGAUGAAAUAGCUGCACCAUCGUCGGCACCUUCAGGCAUUAACUUAAAAAAACAGCUUGAAAAUAUCACCAAAGAGGUUCAUAAAAUCGUGAUGCGUGAGCUUGAUCAGAUAAUGAAAUCUGUUCAGCAUGCCAGUGAUAAGAUCGACGAAUACGAAGAAACCAUCGCUGCUACUGGUGAAAAAAUCAAGGUGAUGGAACGGAAACAAACCGCCCUUAGGAACCAAUGCACUCAUUUGGAAACUAAAGUUGCUGCUCUCGAACAACGUCUGGAGGUAAAGGAUCAGGCGGUGUUAGGUGAGAGUAUCGAAAUUGCAGGAAUUCCAGUGCAGGACAAAGAAAAUGUCUUGGAAAUAGUUAAAAAAGUAGGUGAGUUACUACAAAUAACUAGUGACGACGGAACACAAGUGCGCGGAGCAAGACGCCUACCCGCACGGAAUGGUAAAACUGGGGCUAUUAUGGUACAACUGAACAGCGAGGGCUGUAAGUCCCAAUGGGUGGCUGCUGGACGUGCCGCUAGUCUAGUCGUCUCCAACGUGCUACCCAGUUCAUCUGGCAACGCCGCUACUGAAGCAAUCUAUGUUCGGGAGGCACUUACCCCGCGAACCAAAUAUCUCCUAUCCAAAGCUAAAAGAGAGUUAAAAGAUGCUAAAAGCUUUAAAUUCGUUUGGUGUAAAUACGGGAAGGUAUUUGCAAGGAAAUCAGAUUCUAGCAAAAUAACUUGGAUAAGGAGCGAUGCAGAUAUUGAGUCACUUACUGCUUAAAUGUCACUGAGAAGAUACCUACAGACACGCAAUAUACAUAUUUAGUAUGGACGAUAUUAUUGGUUUAAGCUCUAAUGAAAUAUUUAAUUGUCCCGACAUUAACUGUUUUGCUUCACAAAUACCUGGUAAAAAAAAUACCGAUUUAAUAGGAAUCCACACUAACAUACACUCCCUCAUUAAACAUUUUGCCGAGCUGGAACAAGUUGUAUAUUCCUAUAAAACAUCCUUCAUCGAUUUUAUUGUUGUCACAGAAGCAAAUAUUUCUAGUAAAAUUUGUCACUUCUUUCACUUGAAGGAUUACUUAUACAAUGCAUUCACUAUUAAGAGAAAAUAAGAGAGGCGGGGGCAUUUUAAUUUAUAUUCACAAAAAUCACAAAUUUAAACAAAAGAAGGUAACUACUAUUAACUUUGAAUGCUUGAUCGGUAAUGUUGAAACAACUUCACACUAUAAGUUAACGCUGUGUGCCGUGUAUAAGCCUCCAAAUACAAAUAAGCACGCAUUUAUAUCCGAGUUAAACCGCACAUUAUUAUCCUGUUCACAGUCGGAUUUAAUUGUAAUGGGUGAUAUGAAUAUAGACACCAAAAUAAAUGAUUCUAUGACGAAAUCAUAUAUGGAUAUGCUGAGCGGGCACGGACUUGAAAGUGGGAUUACCGAUUAUACCAGAAUUGAGCUUAGAAAAGGUAUGAUUACAAAAUCUUGUAUUGACCAUGUACUGAUUCGAUCCCGCUUUCAAGAUGUGCGCUGCGCUGCGCUCUGUACGAAACUGGCCGAUCAUAAAAUGACCGCAGUAUGUCUCCGGC